AGAAGUAUCAGUUAGCUAGCAACGCUUCUGCAAACACUUCCUGGAGCUUCCAACGCACAGUGGAAAAUUGUAUCAUUCUAAAAUGAAGUUCACAAUCGCAGCCCUUGCCCUUCUGAUGGCCAUUGCCACCGAGGCUUCUCCCGUGGUUCCCUACACAGCUGGCGUAGUGGCGUACGAUAACGCAUGGCCAGUUGCCACCACUGGAGCUGCCUGGCCCCCGUACUGGUCUGGUAACGCACACUACGGAUACGGUGCAUGGCCAGCCUACGGAAAGAGCUACGGAUACUCGAAUGCUUGGGCUCCGACUGUUGUGUCCACCACCAAGGUCGUCGAUGGAGGUCUGUGGAACUAUGCCCCGUACGGACAUGGAUACGGACACGGAUACGGAUACGGACUGGGAUAUUCCAAGUAUUGGUAGAUUGGGACGGUGAAUGUGUGAGGUCUCUGGAUGUUUGGCCAUGCAAGAAUUUUGUGAUUUGAAUCUGGUUAUGAAAUAUAGGUAAAACUUCAAGAAAUAUUUAACGCAAAA
Aedes albopictus (Asian tiger mosquito) is the source of this 529-nucleotide messenger RNA. RefSeq lists its product as uncharacterized. The coding region runs from base 83 to 418 and encodes 111 amino acids. The record is from RefSeq and is a predicted model, not a curated record. NCBI's taxonomy places the organism in Eukaryota, Metazoa, Arthropoda, Insecta, Diptera, Culicidae. The transcript has 2 exons.